GGAAUUCUCGCAAGUACGGAGAAUUCCAACGUGUAUGUUAGAAGUAGAGGAGAAAAUGAUAACGUACAGGUUGUGAUGGGUUGAGUGCUGGGUCGGAUUCAGAAGCUGGAUCGGCGUUGUGCAGCUGUAUCACGAGCCAGGACCGGGCGUUGAAGAGGGGAGAGGUGCGAUUGGUUAACACGGGCAGUGAUUGACAUCUCUUCCCUGUUCUUGAUAAGAGGAGGUUUGCGAAAGGGGUAUGGGGGCUUAUAAAAUAUCGGAUUCCUUUCGCAAUAUGCAGAAACGAUGAGUUUAACUCACUCACGCGUGUUGUGGUAGGCUUUAAGCUGAUCAGCUGGUGAACUACAUCUAGGACGAGAAACGUGCUCCGGCAGACUCCAAAAGGGACGCUUUACUUACCGUCAUCUUUAAAUCAAGCCUGUGGCAGCACGCACCUGCUGUGAUCACACUGGACAACGGUCAAGCACGUGGAAAUGAGAUUUGUCUUUUGGAUAGUCGUGUUUAGCACCUGUCUACUAGGGGCUACAGUGGACAGCGUGAUACUUAAACAGUACUGGAGAUGGAAGUCGACACGAACAGAGAAUCAACACAAACCGGACCGGGCAAUCAUGCUUACAAAAGCCAAGGUCGAAAACAGAGGCCGAGUUGCCAAGAACUUCGCUCCGAAUGGCAACAGAUGCUGUAAGGUUGGGGAGAAGACAGCCAAAAAGAGGCUGUCGUGCAACAGUAUUGGCAUGUAUGCCGCUGCAAGUGCAUUUAACAAUUAUGCGCCCAAAUCCAAAAUCCACUUACGUAACGGAAGGAAGUUUCCCAAAGUACUGACAGCAAAAAUAAGAAAGUGUUCGAAAGAGUUUUCCAGAAAGUUUGAAAAGUGUUGUAAAAUGAAGGCCGAAUAUUACCGUCAUAUGAAAAAGUGUCGUCGUCUACGCAGAUCCGAGCGGAAAAGGUGUAAGGACUUGACAAAGAGUCGUUACAGAUCCUGAUGGACCACGACGGGUGUAUUUUUGUACUUGAAAACUAUUUAUGUCCUUUUAAAGGAUCAACGGAUACUGGUAUGACAUGGUUAUGUGUACAUUCGCCGAUUCCACCACGUCUUACGGUGCUCUCUUUCUCUCUGUCUUAGUGGGUAUCAUCCCCAAUCCGCUCCAGGACUUACCAACGUGUACCCCUUCCCCUCAUAUGGACCAAUAUUGUGAAAUAGGUCAGCUGACCCCCAUCCCCAUCCCCUGCAUUUACUGCUCUGCGGGAGAUGUUGACGGUUGGGCUUGCAUCGUGUGGCUCACCGUCUGAUAUAGGCGGCAAGAUUGGUUGAUUGACCCUGAUCAAUCAUUCCUCGUUCAUCUAUACAAUCAUCAUGUGAAACCCAUUUCUGGUGUACCCGCCGUGAUAUUGCUGUAAUAUUGCUAAAGCGGCGUAGAAACAUUCACUCAUUCACUCUACAAUCAUUGUCAACCUUACUUUAUCGGCCUUCGGCCAAGUAUAUCGUAACGUGGUGCCAAGAAUUAUACACGACAUGUACAUUCCCUCCCUCAGUGUUGGCAAUGUGACGUCAUCACUGACGUCAUCAUGAUGUCAUAUUCGCCAUCCUCUGCAGAGACUCGUGAACAGUGUCCAGUGAGGAGUUUACGAGAUGGGAGGUGCUGUUCUCGAGCAUUACAUCAACGCUCCUUCCUCUCAUUCACAUAGAUACAUAGACUAACCUGCACUCAUCAAAGGCUGAACCGGAGGGCUGUACGACCGAGAGUGUGUUGCGACGAUGGUGGUGGCGGCCGAAGUCGAGGUCGCCGUCCUCAUCAAGGGGCCACAGGUGGAUGUAUUAUUUGUGUUUCCCGAACUCUGUCGAGCCGACACCAUAUGACGUCAGUUUGUGACGCGUCUAUGACGUCAGCGUCACGUGACGUAACCCGCCUGCUAUGUGUGUAAUGGGGCUAGCGACCAGGCGAUCAAUGGCUGUGUAGUAGGUGUCACGGUGCCUACGUUGUCAUCUCGGCGAGGUCGACGUCUCUUCCUGCUGCUGCUGCUGCUGCUCCUGCUAUUGUGUACAUGGGCAUAUAACAACAAACACUGGGUACUGUGUGUUCUAGCCAUAGACAAAUGGUUUAUAUAUUUUUUUCUGUUUUGUUGAAAUUCUAUCUUGUUUACUUGUUAUAAUAAGGUGAUAAUAAAGACAUAAUAUAGAAAAGAAAUAUAAAAUAUAA
Molecule: messenger RNA, 2198 nt
Organism: Haliotis rubra (blacklip abalone)
Lineage: Eukaryota; Metazoa; Mollusca; Gastropoda; Lepetellida; Haliotidae
Exons: 2
Coding region: 474-983 (169 amino acids)
Source: RefSeq, a predicted model, not a curated record